AUGGCUUUACGGGAAGAGCCAACCACGACUACUGCUGCAAGCCUUGAGGCUGUCAAAGACAAACUUCGAGAGUUCUACAGAGAGCAGCUGUUUCUUCGGGUGAAGCCUGAAAACCGAAGGCAAGCGAGCUGGGAGAAGCAGUUGUCUGUGGUCGAGGAAGCAUUUGAACUUCGCUUGGAAAAGUUUUCGACAGUCGAAGAAGUGCUUGCAUUUGGUGGUAAGUGCUUGAAGAACGAGAACCUUCGCGAAUCUUUUACCUGGUUUGGUUUCGAGGCUGCCGAAGAGCAGUCUUUGAGCUGGGCAGCGCAAGUUGCUUUCGUGCACCUGCAGCAGGAGCACGAGAACCUGGAUCGAGACCUGUCUGUGGGGUCUAUCACUUCAGAGCCCAAUACGCCAGGUCAAGGAGCCCAGGGCGUGUACGUUUCUGUGGAUGAUUUGCGAGUGAUGAUGCAGCAGAUGACUGCUGCUACCAAGGCUGCAAGUGAUGCUGCAAUGGCGGCAGUAAGGGCCAAUUCUUCGAAGGCCUCCCUUGGUUCAAGUGAGAUGAGCCGAAUCCUGCCGCGGCCGGACACCUUCAAGCCGACAACUCGAGAGGAGGAGCACUCGCAGUGGUUGCAAUGGGUAUGGUCACUGAAGCAAUAUGUGGUAGCGCUGGACACUGCUUAUGCCGAGGAUUUGAAGAAAAUCGAACAGUUUCCAACAGCCGAGAUUGGGUGGAUAAGUGAUCCUGAUGCUUUGCAAAGGAGCCAACGAAUGUAUGCAUUGCUUUCUGGAUUGGUUCGUGGCAGAGGUUUGCAAGUGAUCCAACGUGUUCCAUCACAAAAUGGCUCUGAGGCCUUACGACAGCUGAUGCAACUUUUCCAGCCGUCAAGCCGUGCCCGCUCGCUUGGCAUCCUCACCGCUCUCACUCAGACGCACCCGUUUCGCACCAACGAGCCGUUCCUGGCCCAGCUGUUGGAUCUGGAGCGAGUGAUGGAGGAAUACGAGCGUUCGUCUGGCAAGAAGCUGGAAGAAGACCUCAAAACCUCGAUACUGCUCAAGAGCAUUUCUGGCGGCAUGCGGAACCACCUGUCCACCGUCCUGACGGAGACCUCCUCCUACGACGAGAUCAGAGAGGCAGCUCUUCGUUAUGAGCGCAUGCAGUUCAAGUGGAGCCCUUCAAACCUUUUCAGCACCGAGUCUUCGUAUGCGCAAAAGAAGUCCCACGAGCAGGAACCGCAGCCAAUGGACAUCGGUCAAGUUAAGGGUGGUCCUAAAGGGUACAAAGGUGGCAAAGGUCCUAAGGGUCCUAAGGGUUCAAAAGGUCCAAAAGGCAAUGACAGCAAGGGCAAGUAUGGCAAGGCUGGAGGCAAAGAGUCUAAAGGUUACUCUCAGAGCUACAACAAUGCCAAAGGCGACAGGAAUCCAGGCAAAGGUGGCAAGGGUGAUAGGAAAGGCAAGAACAAUGCACCGAAGGGGGGCAAUCUGUCCUCCAACACCACAUGCCACAACUGUGGCCGUCCUGGCCACUAUGCAAGAGACUGCUGGCGCCCUCGUGUCAACCAGGUUGAGCAGUCCCAAGGCCAGCCUGGCCCACAGCCUUCCGGAGCUUCUGUGAGCGGCACCUCCACCAGUGCCGGCCCUUCAUAUAGCAGUGCCCCGAGCCAAGCCUCCACAGCCGUGCGUCGUGUCAUUGCCGAGCCUUUUGUGAUGGACAUGAGCCAGCUUGACCUGUCAGGUGAUGACCCUUUCGUGCGAAUGAUUCAUGCUCAGCACUUCCGGUUGGACGCCACUGAUGGCGACUCAGACUGGGUAGUGAUUGGGUGUUCGAACAGAACCCAUGAGCAGCAUGUGCGAGCACUGACCCGAACCAGUGACACCUGUUCUGUGAUCAUCGACUCCGGAGCUGACGUUUCUUGCAUCCCCUUGAGCUUUGCAUCUUGUGGAGUCAGUUCCCCUGGAGAUUGCGUGAUGCAUGUGCGUGAUGCUCAGGGUGGUAGCAUGCAGGUGAAGGAUGAGCGCAUUGUCGAUUUCGUUUUGCAAAGCCCAAGCCAUGGACAUGUUACCAUCCGUGAGAGAUGUAUCGUCGCAGACGUAUUGCAGCCGCUAAUAAGUAUGGGUCGGUUGAUCAAACAGGGCUGGUUUCCGUGCCAAAAUGCCCAAGGCUUCUGGUUGAACCAUGAUGCUUCAGGAGCCGAUGUGCCUAUGACAUUCCGAGGCAUGAGCCUUGGAGUGGAUGCCGAGAUUCGUCGGGUUGAGAAAGCCGAAAGUCCAAGUUCUUGUGUGCAAGCCUGUGAUCCACAGAAUUCCCACGUCCAGUCGAAAGGUCCUCAAGUGCAAGCCUGUGAUCCACAGAAUUCCCACGUCCAGUCGAAAGGUCCUCAAGUGCAAGCCUGUGAUCCGCAGAGUUCCCACGUCCAGUCGAAAGGUCCUCAAGUGCAAUCAUGUGAUCCGCAGAGUUCCCACGUCCAGUCGAAAGGUCCCCAGUGUCAACCAGAUGACACGCAUGUCCGUGUCCUUCAGCGUGCCGUGUUGGGUCCGGAGUUGAGCAACUUGCAUUUCGGGUGGCAGAUCCUCACCUCAGGGAAUUUGUGCUGGCGGGGUCGUUCGUCACGCAUGUUAGACCCAUCCUUUAUGGUUGAUCGAAGCUGGCCCUUGCGUUCCACCUUGAUGAGACGAAGUGAAACCUCAGCUUGGUUUUUGAUCGAACACUGUGAGUCGUGGUUGGAGAUGGAAGAUCUUGAAGAUGACAUCCCAGGAGGUGGAGAGGCUGAGUUGAUCGUUUGCAUGCAUGUGAGCAAGGAACCCAUGUCUUCGCUCGGAGUUGAAAAUCUCACUGAGAGCCUGGUUGAGGAUGUAGUUCCAUCUCCCAAGACCCCAGAACUUCCGUACGAUGAGGAUGAGUUGUUCGAUUAUGAACCGUCGCCAGUAGAUGAGCCCGAUGCAGGUGUGAUCAUUCGUGAAGAGCCUGCGUCCCGAGGUGCGUUGCCCGACAUGGAAGAGCCUCUUAGCAUUCCCGUUGCUGUGCCUGCUGACACGCUCACCCUUGAUGGCGUUGUGCUCAACUGUGAGAGUUCGAUUGGUGCCCUGAAAGCAGCCUGCACUAAGUUGGGUUUGAGAACUUCCGGUUCUAAGACUAGGCUGUUUCAGAGGAUAAAGGGUUGCCUUGAGAAGCAAAAGUUGUCACUUGCCUCAGACAUCGCCCGAGAUGCUUCAGAGGGAGCUGCUCGAUUGCCCCACAUGCAAUCAAUCCCCGAUGUUCCGUCCAGAGAGCAACAGCUCAUUCACGAGCUUACUCACACGCCAUACGCGGCGUGGUGCAGUCACUGCAUCACCAUGCGAUCUGUUCCGGACAGAUCAGAGGCUACAAAUGCCGCACCACGAGACCUCCCGAGCGUCUCUUUCGACUUCUGCUAUACCGGGUUCAGCCCUUCCUCGAACGAGCUUGAGCCUGUAGCAGGUGAACCUUCUUCAAGUGCCAAAGACCUACUUUGCUGUCUGAUCGCACACGAUUCCGCCACUGGUGCCAUCACGGCAAUACCCUGUGAGAGCAAAGGCAGCACGCGAUACCUUGGGGUUGAGCUGAUGAGGUUCAUUCAAUCCUUGGGUCAUGCGACAGUGGAGUUGAGGUGUGAUGCUGAACCAGCUACACUUUCGUUGCAGCGUGCUGUGGUGAAUGCGAGACAGAGGCUGGGAUUGAAGACGGUUGAAAGGAAUCCUCCUGUUGGCCACCACCAAGCCAACGGGUAUGUUGAGAAAGCGGUAGACCUGAUCCGAAGGCGGACUCACAGCGUAUGUGCCUACAACUACGCCCCCGACGUCCAGCGGGACCUGGCAGGAGAAAACGUGCCAGACUCACUGGUAGAAUACGGGCUUGGGAGUACCGACUUAAAAGAAUCUGGUGGAAGCAACAAGGCAAACAUCAUGAUGCUACACUUGCGUGCUCGCUUGAGCAUGAGAAUGAAGAAACUGUCACUGAGCAACUUGCGCUUGCUGAGGCUCUUAGCCCCCCAGCACUACCGGCAAAUCUUUCUUGGCCCAAAUGGCUAUGACACGCCGUCAUCCGUCAUACAGUGCUGUGCGCGUUACCUCAACUGUUCGGUUAGUCAGCUGACCGGAGGGAAAUGGGAGACCCUUGAAAUGCCCAAAGGCCCCUGCCUUGUUGGUCAUCUUCGUGUCCCCCUUAGCCUUGGCCAGAAAGCCAUCAAAUGCAGUGGAAAGCAAGCUUUGUUUGCCACCUUGGUUUCUAAAAGUUCCGCUCGAGAUCCUGUUGCAUGGCUGUACCGGGACAGGGAAACACAGGAUGAGGAACACUUUAGAGUUGCCUGGGCUGCUGCUGAGGCGCAAGGAGAACAAACCGAAGACGACAGGCCCAGGCACUUCGUGAUGCAUGGAGUCCCAGUGUCCUGGGACUCGUCUGACGUUGCUGACUUUCUGGCAGGUGGCAACGGCGACUGUGGCUUUCGUGCUGCUGUUGUCGCAUUACAGGUCAACCAACGAAAGCCUGAACUCAGCUCUGAUGAGCUUACACGCCAGGCUUCGUCAUUAAGACUCUUAUCUGCUAAUCACAUUGCAAAACACAAAGACUCCUACGCGCAACACUGGGCGGUUGAUGCCAACGAAGACGAAGCUGCUUGGGGUGGCAAUGCGCCUCCGGAAUCUUUUCAGAGCUACCUUCAAAUGAUCGCACGCAGGGAAACAUGGAUUGACGAAUUCUUGAUCCAAGGUUUAGCCGAGCGACUGGGAGUGCCAUUAGUGAUUUGGUAUUUCCACCCCACACAAACUACUUGGCUCCGUGCAGUGUACGGACCAUGGUGGCGCGAAGAGGUUGCUCAGACGACCAAGAAACAGAGGCCUCUUGUCUUGGCCUUAAAGGACAAGCGCUAUCGUGCCUUGGUACCUGACUCUCUUGAGGAACCAAUCCCAGAAUCUUGGCUCAUCAGGGCAGUGCCUCGGGAGCGUGGUGGAACCACGCAAGCUCGUAACCAGAGCUUCUGUAGCAUGUACUCAGGAGCGCCGAUCCCUGCUCCGUCUGCACUGCUGCCUAAGGUGAAAGCCGACAGUGGUGGUGUAGUGAAUGCCUUCAAGUUCUUGCUGGUUAUGGAGCCCGUGGAGCCUGGCACGUGGUUAACCACUUGCUUGAUGGUGGACCUCCCAUCCUUCUCCUUCAAGAAGUUGCUUUGCCCAAAGAAGAGGUGUAUCGACUACUUCUGCAGUAACCAGAGGCUUACCCAGGAUUUCGUGGUUCAGACCCCGCCAGUGUUGCCAAAAUGUUCUGACGAGCAACAGGACAGCUUCACUAAGGAUGACACGGUUGCUGAUAGUGUGCAGAUGGCGCUUCGCAAGCUCCAAUCCUUUUGGAAAAAGGACCUCAAGCGUGCCGCCUUGAACUGCAAAGGCUCUGCUGCUGGCCUAGAUGGCUGGACUACCGAAGAGCUAUUGCACUUCUCAGACAAGAUGUGGCAGGAACUUGCCCAGUUCUACCUGGAAUGGAGAUUCUUGGUCGAUGGCAGCCAUGAGUUUCCUUUUGUUGCCUGCAGCAAGGAAUAUCCAGGAAGUGGGGAGCUUGGAUGCAGUAUCUUGGUCUCCGUGAAAAUGAAGUUAAGGUCCUUGGAUUCACUUUUCAAGGGGCUCAAGCUAGAAAGGUUCAUGGCCACUUGUGAAGUCAUGUCUGUUAUGCAUAGGUGUCGGGGCAUCGUCUAUGAUCCAAAACGCCUCAAGCUUCUGCAGAAGAAGCAGCUCAGUUCACAUGAGUUUGCUGUGCUCUCUGGAGCAUCUGACAUGGCCUUGCUUUCUUUCUUUCCCUUGUUGGCGCCUUUGGCGCCUUCGCCGGGCAUGGCCCGUUUCCUCGUGGAUUCGGUCUACGUCCUCGUCUACAGUGGCGUGCGAGUCACCCGCUCCGUGAGGCCUUGCCUGCACCAAGCAGCCCACAAGACGUUGCAGCUUCAGAUCCACCUGCCACAUGUGCCUCCUGCAACACCCGUGGAAGACCUGCUUCCACUCACAAGUCCAGUGGUGCCAUCAGGCACUGCUAUGGAGACUGAUGAGGCCAGUGAUGUUCUUGAAGAACGUGCUUCAAAAGUUCCGAGAAUCCGAACCGUUUCUUUUGGCAACAAGGACUAUGAUCUUAAUGACGAGCCCUUUGAGUUUAUGGAUGCAGAUUGGUCCGACUUCAAGUUUGUGGACCCCGAUUACGACAAGUGUUCGAGCACCGAACCCGACUCGGCAAUGAAGGACGAGGCGGGGCAGAGCGUUGAUGCCAGUGCUCUAUGGUUUCCAGACAAUGGUUGUGAACCGAAGCUUUCAGAGUCAGAUUUGUUCGAACUUGACAGGAUCGCUGAUGCUGUGGAAGUGAAUAGGCUGAUACAGAAGGGUGUGUUGCGCCCGUCGUCCGAGAAGGACAACGUUUCAUCGAUGAAGAGUCUCUCGACCAAAAUGGUCAGGACUUGGCGGCAGAAGAAGAGGAAUGGGAUGUCACAGUAUCUCCGAAGAUCCAGACUAGUGGCAAGGGAGUACAAGUGGCUUGAGGAGAAACAAGGGCUAUUUUCCCCAAGUACCACGACAAACAUGGUGAAACUCAUUCCGAUCCUUUUCCUUUUGUGGAGAGCGACGAGGCAAGAGCAAUACGCAAUAUGUGCUAUAGACGUCAAAGACGCCUAUUUAGAGGUGCCUCAGGAAGAGCCCGUCGUCGCAGAUCUACCCAAAGAUUGCAUGCUUCAAGGACAAUACGUCUUUGAGAAGUGUGUGCCUGGACAGAGAGAUGGUGCACAAAGAUGGUUUGGAUAUUUCGUACAGUUUUUGACCGACAAGUUCGAUGCCCUUGAGUCUUGUGUUGAGAACCCGGCAAUCAUGCGUGUCCCCGAGGGCCCGAUGAUCAUGCAUGUUGACGACGGCCUCACGCUUGCUCCCUUGACAUGGCUCAAGCAGAAGUACAUCCCUACAUUGCAAUCGCGUUUCGAGAUCUCGGUAGAGAUUGCGUACAAGAAUGGAGAUGUCUUUUCUUUCUUGAAGAGAAAGCACACUAUUUUGGAAUCUGGGAUUUUAGUGGAAGCUUCGAGCAGCUACAUACGACACAUGGCCGAAGUACUUGAUGUCAAGCACGGAUCGAAGCAUAACACACCAUAUCUUCCAGAGCUAAUUCGCGAGGAUGUUUCCGGUCCUCUUGAUCCUGUUCGAGCAGGAAAGUUCAGGAGUGCACUGGGUAUUGCAUUGUAUUUGUCAAGUGAUCGCAUUGACAUCUGCUACUCUGUCCGACUUUUGGCAGGAUUCAUGUCAAAUCCCACCGAACAGGCAUGGAAAGGAUUGAUCAGACUAGCGAAGUAUCUGCUUAACACUGCUGAGUAUGACACGUUGCUUUCGCCCAAGCUUCCUGGAUCCACAGUCUUCCGCGAGGCAAAUCACGAUGAUAUGCCCAACCGAAUUGAGAUCUACAGCGAUUCUGAUUGGAGUGGACAUCGGGUUACAAGAAAGUCUUUUGGGUCCGCGUCGUAUGCAGUAAAUGGUUGUGUGUUCCAUCACAUUUGCAGGUCACAUCGCACUGUGAGUCUUUCAUCAGCAGAAGCCGAAUGGUAUGCUGCGAUAAGUGCUGCUUGCGAAGGAAUUUUCCUGAGGGCGAUUUUCGUCUUCAUGGCGGCGAUUACAGAAUGCUCCUUGGAUCUUAAGAUAGACAAUUCAGCAGCGAGACAGCUCGCCCUACGCCAAGGCGUUGGGAACAAGACUCGCCAUGUAGCUGGUCGUCUCUUGUGGUUGCAGCAAUCAGUGCGUGAGAAGAUCAUCGAUGUUGGAGCAAUUGCAAGCAUUUUCAAUCUUGGCGAUUUAUCUACAAAGAUGCACAGUGCCAAUCGUUUGCGAGCCUUACUGUUCUUGCAUGGUUUCGUUGAUGCUUUCACAGGAAAGGCUAUUGGCGAGGAAGAGUUUGCACAAAUGGCUCUGCAAGAUCAAGCAAAGAUGCAGGUGAAGAGAGUUCGUACUGAAUAUGCUCGGCAGCAUGGAGUGACCGGUUCCUUGAAGGGCGAAGCAAGCAGGCUGACGAAACAGGUAGCACUUCUUACUCUUCUUUGUUUGCCUACAACUGGAGAUGCAGCAGAGGCGGCGAAUCCGUACCAGCGUCAUGGCAUGGCGAACGUGACUUGGGCUACCGUCCUGUUGUGCUGUGGUUUGUGCAUUUACCGGGCCUUGAGCUGGGCUAGAGACUUCCAUGGUUUCGACAUGAACAGUCUUCUGGAAAUGAGCUCGCAAGACUUUGCGACCAAGAUGAUCAUGAGUUUCAUCUUCCUGUGUGGACUGAUGCCGGAGUGUACCAUGGAGCAGUACAUGUGUUUCUUUCUUCUUGGGGUGGUGUGGACCAUGCAUCGCUACAUUCUUCAGCUGGAGCACAAAUUGCAACCGACGAGUGCUGAGCCAACUGAUGGUGAGCUGAUGCGAGUCCGUUCUGACGCCAAUGUGAGAAUCGUGGUACCCCAAGAGCUUUUCGUUACACGAAGUGGUGAGUGUUUUCAUCACAGAAGCUGUGGAACCUUGAAGAGUUCCCUCAAUCCCCCAAGGAGGUUGAGCACGUGCAGUCAUUGUAAAGACAUGCUGACGCGCACAGAGUAG
Molecule: messenger RNA, 8574 nt
Organism: Symbiodinium natans
Lineage: Eukaryota; Dinophyceae; Suessiales; Symbiodiniaceae
Source: the annotation of a GenBank genome assembly